CCUUGAUGAGUGGCUGGGGGCCAAGGCUAUAGAUACUAAUGGGAGACUACGAGUCUACGAUCCUGCGUCGGUAUCAUCUGCAGCAGUAAGUCCACAACAUUACUUGCCAAUGAACUGACGAAGUGCUUCCUUUGGGCAACCAGGCACAAAGACACACCCUUUCGUCUCCAACUAUACACCUUCUCACUCUCACACAAACCCUAGACUUCCCUCUCCUCGCAGCUAUGUCUAUUUCACACUAUUUUUCCUCUAAUUGAAACCAUUUUUUCCUUCAUACGCUGCUCUCCCAUUUUCCUCCCAUUCAAUUUAUUCGAAAUUCCGAAAAUUCAUCGUUUCUGCACCCCGCUCGCGAUUAAAGUUUAAAGCUUUACGCAAGCGGCGGAUAGAUGAUGACGGAGAAUGGCAGCGGCGGCGCCAACAAUAAUGGUGGUGAUAAGGAAGAGGAGGAGGAGGAGGAGCUCUCGGUUCCCAGAGGUGGGCCCAUCUACGUUCCCAAUGUUGUGGGUCCCCUCACCAGCGUCCCUCUGUUCCUGUCUUCUAUUCUCCAAGAACUUCAGGAUUUAGAGGUGGAAGUGUCUCCAAAUUCAUCCCAAGUCUGUGACGAAGAUAUUUCGGUGGAUGAGCUUAAAAUCUUGACCGAGGAAGAGUUAGUCGAUAUGGCUAUCACGGAAGCAUUUAAGGAUGAUGAAGGUGCUCCCAGUCUCUCGCCUAUUUCUGAAGAGCCCUCCAAUGAAAGGAGUGCAAAUGAUUCUGAGACUUCAAAUGAUAAAGAUUGUAAAACGAAACCAAGGAGGAGAAAGCGAACAAAUGAAUAUAAUCACGCUCUUGAGGACGAUGAAGGUCCCUCAAAUCUUUCACCUAUUCCAGAAGAGCUUUCCAGGAGAGUAAGUGAUUCUGGGAUAUCAAAUGAUAAAGCUUGUACAAAGACAUCAAGCAAGGGAAAACGAACAAAGGCAAAUGCGCAUGCUCUUAAUGAGACUUAUAUUGCAAGGGUGGAGCGUGUUAAAAGAAUAAAAGAAAAGCAAGAGGAAGACAAAUCGGCUGUGACUCUGCAUUCUUUCAACCGUAGUUCGAAGACGACUGAACUUUCCAUUGCAUCCUCAAGGACAAUUGAUAGGAUGAAACCCCUCAGAUCUGCAAGUUCAUCAGUGAAGGUGAAGUCAUCCAGCAUUCAGGAAUUUGUACCUGCGCAAUAUCCAGACGUUGCUCUUUCCAUUGAGGUUUACCAAAGUGUGCAAAAAAGGUUGAAGAACCAAGAGUUGUUGGUCCUCGGACAACAAACCUUGACUGAACUGAGGGAUAAGAUCGACUGCCUGACAGACCAUGUGAUGCAAAAGGCUGGUCAGCAUGAUCCUUCAGGAUACUUCCUUGUAGAAGAUACAUUUUGCAAUGAUUUGAGAGAUCCCUCCUCAGUAGAUUAUAGCGAACCUAUAUUCGAUUGGCUUAAAGAUUCUAAGGGCGCUGCUCUGAAAAAAUGGGAAAGCGUUGUAGCUGGAGAAUUGAAAAAGAAGCAGAAGGCAGUCGUAGGAGAUGUAACAGGGUCACAAUUGCCUAGUUUCAGAGCUGUUGACAUGGACAAGACUAAAUUCUCGGACUUGAAGUUCCGACUUGGUGCUGGAUAUCUGUAUUGUCACCAGGGAGACUGCAGACAUACGUUUGUAAUUCGUGACAUGAGAUUGAUUCAUCCCCAAGAUAUACAAAACAGGGCAGCUUAUCCAAUACUCUUAUUUCAAGUGAAGCCAGUUAUACAAAAAUGUUACGCUUGUAAAAUAUUUCGAGCAACAAAGGUAACUGUAGAUGACAAGUGGGCUCAGGAGAACCCGUGUUACUUCUGCGACGAUUGUUACUACCUCCUCCACUAUAAGGACGGACAUCUUCUAUAUGAUGACUUCUCCGUGUAUGAUUAUCACCAUGAUUGAUUGUUUUGUACAAUUACUGCUGUUGAAUCUAAUGCAAUUUAUACAUGUUUGAUUCUUUUUGUUCU
Molecule: messenger RNA, 1984 nt
Organism: Malus domestica (apple)
Lineage: Eukaryota; Viridiplantae; Streptophyta; Magnoliopsida; Rosales; Rosaceae
Product: snRNA-activating protein complex subunit
Biological process (GO): snRNA transcription by RNA polymerase II; snRNA transcription by RNA polymerase III
Cellular component (GO): snRNA-activating protein complex
Molecular function (GO): bent DNA binding; RNA polymerase III type 3 promoter sequence-specific DNA binding; RNA polymerase II cis-regulatory region sequence-specific DNA binding
Source: RefSeq, a predicted model, not a curated record